Molecule: messenger RNA, 735 nt
Organism: Candida tropicalis MYA-3404
Lineage: Eukaryota; Fungi; Ascomycota; Pichiomycetes; Serinales; Debaryomycetaceae
Exons: 1
Coding region: 1-735 (244 amino acids)
Source: RefSeq, a predicted model, not a curated record
AUGUUGAGGAUUUUCAGAGUUGAUCACCACGAUGAAUUAUCAAUUCAAGAUCCAAGGUUGAUGUAUAUCGAUGUUACCAAGGACACCAACAUCAAACAAGAGUACAUCAAGAAGAAGGUUCCCAAAAUGAGAAAUUCACCAUUCCCAUUAUACUUGAAAAACUACGUCUUAUGGGAUGAAAGCGGAUUAAUUAUGAAAUCCAUCAAGAAUGAUGAUGAGCUUGAAGUGGAGGAAUCUGAAUUACCCAAAGCAUUUUAUGGAUAUUAUGAGACCAGAGAUGCCUCGGUUGUUGCCUUUUAUCUCAAUGACGAAGAGUUGGAAUUUUUGAAAUCUAAGAACCAAGCUAGAAAUAUUAGGUAUGAAUUUUUUGAUGAAAAUCAACCUGGAGUAGGAACUAGUACAUGGUUAUUGUUUCCUGGACGAAUUGAAUUGGGUAGCCACUAUGUUCUGACCUAUGGACUUAGAACGAAACGUAUAGAGGGAGAACCGAGGAUGUUCUACUUUACUGAAAAUGACAGAUUGUUUUGUGGUACUAUAAGUAUGAGUAUUAGCACUAUAGAGGUUAAGGAUAUUUUGGACUGUCCUCGUUCACAGUAUGAUAUCUCGGAGAAGGUCUACAAAUUCGAUACACAUCGAGAUGGGGCUAUGUUUGGUUCUAAAUUAGAUACAAAAUUCCUUGCUAAGCAUCUUGGUGUUCCGUUGAAGUUCUUGGAUCAGACUUUCAUGCCGGAAUAA